AUGAAUAACCAGGAUAUUCAGAAGAUAAAAGAGAAAAUGCCCAAGUAUUUACGCGAGAGCGACUUGAAGAGUCUUGACGUAUACAAAUACCAUGGUGCUGAUUAUACCUUUAUUGAAAACCUGCUGAAUCCAUUUUGGACCUGGUUCGCCUCAUUCUUCCCAGAUUGGAUGGCUCCGAAUAUGAUUACUUUUGUUGGGCUGCUUAUCAAUGUUUCGGCUUCCAUUCUUGUUGUGGUCAACGACCCUACUCUUGAAGGUAACUGCCCAGACUGGAUCUACAUUAUUGCCGCAAUUUCCUUAAUUACCUACCUAAAUUUCGAUUGUGCCGAUGGGAAACAAGCUCGCCGACUCCAUGCCUCCUCUCCAUUGGGUCAAUUGUUUGACCAUGGGUGUGAUGCAAUCAAUGAGGUAUUCAUUAUUAUGGUACUGGCUUCUGCAUGUGGAACGGGUAGUUCGUUCCACACCAGUUCUAUUCUAAUUAUCCAAUGUCUCGCUUUUUCUUUAGCACAGAUCUUGGAGUAUCACAUAGAUCUCCUGGUGGUGGGUAAUAAGUUUUUUGGAACAACAGAGUCAAUCCUCUCUGUCGCUCUUGUGUAUUGUCUGCGUGGUAUCUUUGGUAUUUCAAUCCUUUCGCGUCCCUUAUCUCAGGUGAUUCCUAUCUCAAUUCCUUGGAAUAUUUCCAUUUGCGGAUUCUUCAUUCAAGUUACGAAUAUUGGCAUGAUUUUCACAAUCCUGCAGCUCUUCUUCCACUCUCUCAUUCAUGGUUCACCUAUUCCAGAAGAGGAUCGUGGUGAAAAGAAUCUCACAACAGCAGACUACGUAAUUCGGGUUAUUCCCCCUCUGUUGCUUAUCUGA
Molecule: messenger RNA, 855 nt
Organism: Blastocystis hominis
Lineage: Eukaryota; Bigyra; Opalinata; Blastocystidae
Exons: 1
Coding region: 1-855 (284 amino acids)
Biological process (GO): phospholipid biosynthetic process
Cellular component (GO): membrane
Molecular function (GO): phosphotransferase activity, for other substituted phosphate groups
Source: RefSeq, a predicted model, not a curated record